CGAUAUCGAUAGCUGCGUUAUUCGUGGUACUUGUAGAUGUCUCGGUAGUAUUGUGAUUGUGUUCCAAAAUACAGCCUAUGCUGUUGCCUAUUUCAUUUUGUCAAAAUUCAACUAGCAAGUUAUGCCCGAAACGUAUCGCACCCCAAGCAGUAGUUGUCUUUGGCAUUCGUUAUUAAUUAAAUCAGCCGCGAGCCCCUAACACAUCAGCUGUGAGGGAAUGAGAGAGCAACAGCAGCAACGACACCAGCACCAGCCCACAUUUGACUUCUACACCAGAAGCAACAGCAACAACAACAUUUGCUUCAUCCGCUUCUUCUUAUACAAAGUGAGCAGCAGCGAGUGCUGCAAAACACCGGCCCAACAUCAGCAAACAGCAGCGACGUCGACGUCAACGUCAACGAUUUGUUGGUAAUUAAAAUCAAAGAAAAACUCAACCGCAGUCGCGAGUCGUCGGCACAUAACGGAACAGAUUCAAUUCGUGCACUGAUCGCAUCGCAUCGCGUCGCGUCGUUUUCGUGUUUGAUUUUUUCACUUUUUUUUGUUGUAUAUAUAAAAAUAGCAAUACGCCAAAGAGCGAGCGAGAGAGAAAGUACGGUGGGGGGGUUAGCAGCAUUAUAUUCGUCGUCGUCGUCUUCAUCUUCUCCUUCUUCUUCAACUGUCGUCUCUUAUUGGAAUCUUUGGAUUUGGAUUACAUUUAAAAACACCAGACAACAGCAGCAACAAACUUGCAAAAAAGGGAUAACCUGCAGCGAGCAGAGCCAGAAGAGAAGAGGAAGAGGAAACUGUUAAGCGACGCCUGAGAACGCCGCCAAAAUUUCACUAGAUAUAAUGGCCAAGGACGAGGAGGAUGAUCUGCUGCCCGAUAAGGAUGCGGCCAAGGGCUUCUAUGCCAAAUAUGAACCCAAAGAAAUCUUGGGCAGGGGCAUCAGCUCGACGGUGCGGCGCUGCAUUGAGAAGGAGACGGGCAAGGAGUUUGCUGCGAAAAUCAUUGAUUUGGGCGCCACAACGGAGGCGGGCGAAACGAAUCCAUAUCAUAUGCUGGAGGCAACCAGACAGGAAAUCUCAAUUUUACGCCAAGUGAUGGGUCAUCCCUACAUAAUUGAUUUGCAGGAUGUGUUUGAAUCGGAUGCAUUUGUAUUUCUCGUAUUCGAGCUGUGCCCGAAGGGCGAACUCUUCGACUAUCUGACAUCGGUGGUAACGCUAUCCGAGAAGAAGACGCGCACCAUAAUGCGACAGAUCUUCGAGGGUGUCGAGUAUAUACACGCCAAGUGCAUCGUUCAUCGCGAUCUGAAGCCAGAGAACAUACUCCUCGACGAGAAUCACAAUGUGAAGAUCACAGACUUUGGUUUCGCCAGGCAGCUGCACGACGGCGAGAAACUUACAGAUUUAUGCGGCACGCCGGGCUAUUUGGCGCCGGAGACGCUCAAGUGCAACAUGUUCGAGGGCUCGCCGGGCUACUCGCAGGAAGUGGACAUCUGGGCCUGCGGCGUCAUCAUGUUCACGCUGCUCGUUGGCUGUCCGCCCUUUUGGCAUCGCAAACAGAUGGUCAUGCUGCGCAAUAUCAUGGAGGGCAAGUACAGUUUCACAUCGCCCGAGUGGGCCGAUAUUUCAGAGGAUCCCAAAGAUCUGAUACGCAAAUGUCUAGUCGUUGAUCCUGCGCAACGUAUCACUGUCAAGGAAGUAUUAAGACAUCCAUUCUUCAAUCAAAUGGUUCUAAUGAGCGAAAACACAAGAACAUACCUCAAUUAUCAUCCAACUAUCGGUAGCGGUAGCGGUAUCAAUAUGGGUGGUGCACGCUCCCGUCUCCCGCAGCCCGCCUUUCGCUAUGAUCAGCUGAACAGUGGCAACGCUGGCAGCAACAGCGGCUCCUCCUCAUCCUAUAUAUACUGCAGAGCGCCUCAAAGUUCGUAUUCAUCGAAUCGACUGCGCGACGUCGCCGCUAGCAGCAGCAGCAGCAGCCACCUUACGCCAGACGCUGACAAACCGAAGCAGCAGCAGCAACAGCAGCAGCAACAACAACAACAACAACAACCAAAAUUGGAGACAACAACAGCAAUAACAUCGCCCAACUCCACCUCCUCCAUGACGCUAACGGCAACAGUUUACUAUCAGCAGCAGCAACAACAGCAGCAACAGCAGCAGCAGCAGCAACAACAACAGAAGCAGCAAAAACAACAAGAACGGCAGCAGCAGCAGCAGCAGCAGCUUGAUAAUUAUGAGAGUGCGGCAAAUGCAAAUACAAAACAUUUAUUAAAUUCAUCAGAGCAGCUGCGGAAACAAAGUCGCUUCAAUGCUCGCAAAAAGUUCCAAUUUGCCAUAUUAGUGAUACGAGCUGUUAUCCGGAUACGGCGCCUGCGCUACACCGCCGAGCCGCUGCAGAUCGAGGAGGCAAUACGCGAUCCUUAUCGCGUCAAGGUGCUGCGCAAGGUUAUCGAUGGCUGCGCCUUCCGCGUCUACGGUCAUUGGGUGAAGAAGGGCGAGGGCCAGAAUCGUGCCGCCCUGUUCGAAAAUACUCCGCGCACCGAGCUCCAUGCGCUCUACAUUAACAAUCUCAGUCGAUAGAAGGCGGACCACACACACGCACACACAUACAAACAAACACAUGCACAUAUAAACACACACACACACGAGAAUUCGCAAGCAAUUACUAAACAAAACAAAAUAGAGACACCAAAACGACAUGCAAAAAACGUAUCAAAACGGAAAUAGCAAUAACAACGGUUUUUUUGUUGUUGAUUUUUUGUCCAUUCGAUUCACAUUAUGAUCUGAUUAUGCGCGGGCAAUCCCAUAGUUAAAUAAAUACAUAUGUGUAUAAGACAGAAGCUUUGGGUUCAUUGAACAGUGUUACAUAAGAAAAUCGCAAAUAGAAUUGCCCAAAGCAACAACAACAACAACAACGAGAAACACGAAAAGCAUAGGCACAAGACAACAACAUCCAAAUGCACAUAUAAACAUAUGUACACAUGUACAGAUGAUGUACACACAAAUCUAUGAGUAAAAAAGUAGUGUAGUUAACCGUUUAGGCAUUUUGCCCACGCCUCCGCCUCCUAUAUAUACAUAAUGAAAGCAACAAACGUACAUAGGUGCAUAUGUAUUUUCUGUUAAUGAUUUUAUUAAAUUAUUUAAUUAUA
This is a messenger RNA of Drosophila grimshawi, 3131 nucleotides long. RefSeq names its product phosphorylase b kinase gamma catalytic chain, skeletal muscle/heart isoform (gene PhKgamma). Gene Ontology annotation, cellular component: phosphorylase kinase complex. Bases 829 to 2562 code for a protein of 577 amino acids. The transcript has 10 exons. Lineage: Eukaryota; Metazoa; Arthropoda; Insecta; Diptera; Drosophilidae. Gene Ontology annotation, biological process: glycogen biosynthetic process; protein phosphorylation. Gene Ontology annotation, molecular function: phosphorylase kinase activity; calmodulin binding; ATP binding. The record is from RefSeq and is a predicted model, not a curated record.